UGUCGGUACUCACCCAUCCAAAUCUUCUGACAGCCACAGCUCACUUUCUUAACAUGGCGACUUUAAAAAAUGUCAUAGUAAAUUACCUAAUCAUUUGAGAAUUAUGUAGUUCGAGCUUCUGCCUAAUGAUUUUCGAUUGUUUGAUUGUCAGUAAGUGGCUUCUAGCUGAUUUGUAUGAUGGUGCUGUUUUGGAAUUGGUCUUCUGCUUGUUUGAAUUUGUUGCCGUCUAUGGUGGAGGAGAUGACGGUGGCUAUACCGAUUUCGGUCGGGAUUGAGGUGAAGGUUUGGGGGAUUUGGACUUAUCUUGUGGAUUUGAGUAUACUUUAUUUGUCACUAUGGUCUGCUAAGAUUUUCUUAAUGCAGUAAUUUUUGCACGGUUAAAAAAAAAGGAAUGAAAGAAAGAAAAAAAGACCUAGCGGGUGGCGAUGUCUACAUACGCCAGAAGCGCAGCAGACGGCCAAAAGAAAUCAGCUGGAACCCCACGUGUCAAGAACCCAGAACCCCGAAUAUACGUGUCAACACGGACAACUCAAUUCAUCUCCUUCACCUCGUUUAAAAGUUAAAACCCUGCAAAUUCGGGCGAUCACCCUCUCAAACGACAUCACAAAAUGCAUCGUUUCAAGCUCAUCUUCCGAAGCUACAACACCCUCAACAGUAGUGCUACCACCACUGGACCCCUUGUCUCGCGCUUAAAAUCCCGGUCCGUAAUCCGGUUUGGUGGCCCAGACACCAUCAAAUUCCUCCAAGGUCUGCUAACCAACGAUGUGCGGAGAUUUGAUAAACCACCGGAUGAGGGAACAUCGAGUUUGCCCACUCCCAAUAUGCCUACCGUUUCUCAGCCGCCUAUGUACGCUGCCCUUUUGACUCCUCAGGGGAGAUUUUUGUACGAUUUGUUUUUGUAUAGACCGCCACGGGCUGGAGAGAAGCUUGAUAGUACCGGGUCUGGACCCGGGUCGGACAAUGGUGACUCGGUGGAAAUGUUCGCCGAUGUCGAUUCUUCCGUUCUUGAUGAACUUUUGCAGACUCUUAAAAGAUACCGCUUAAGGUCAAAGGUUGAGAUUGACAAUGUGGCAGAAAACUUCUCUUGCUGGCAGCGUUUUGGUGGGAAACUUUCUGAAAAAUCAAGUGUCGAAGAAGAACCAGAGGCAGCAAGUGUUGGCUGGGGUUCUGGUGUUGAUCGUCGUGCCAGUUCAUCUGCACACGGGGAUGAGCAUGGAUGGCAAUGGUUCAGGGAUCCUAGAUUGGAAUGUCUUGGUUUCCGGGGAAUCUUUCCAUCUAGUGAGACACCACCUAUGGUUGAAGUUGACAAAGAAACAGAAGAAAAGAAUUACCUGCUGUGGAGAAUAGAGAAUGGAGUUGCUGAAGGCUCAACUGAGAUUCCGAAAGGUGAAGCGAUUCCACUUGAAUACAAUCUCACUGGUUUGAAUGCAAUAAGCUUUGACAAAGGGUGCUAUGUUGGUCAAGAGCUUAUUGCUCGCACACACCACAGGGGGGUCAUUAGAAAGCGUUUGCUUCCUUUAUUGUUUCUAGAUGACAGUGGAGAAGGGGUGGAGCAAAAAGUUGCUCCUGGUUCAGAAGUGAUCGACACUGCAUCCGGCAAGAAGGUUGGACCUGUGACAACUGCACUUGGUUGUCGAGGGCUGGGACUUUUGCGAUUAGAGGAAGCAUUUAAAACUUCAGGUUCUUUAACCAUACAAGGACAGGAGGAUGUCAAGGUGGAGGCUAUUAGACCAAAAUGGUGGCCAGCUGAAUGGUUUCCAGAGCAUCAACAGUAUAGUGCGGUGGCGUAGAAUGUCAUUUCUGGAGGCAAGGGUCCAUGUUUUUUAACUUGAUCAAUCCUGCACAUUCUUUGCCUCUUCACUGCCGAUAAAGGUAUCCUGCAUGGUAAAAAACUUGUAGCUUAUUUUCAUGCUUAUUUAUGAGAGAGAAAAGAGAAUAAAAUGUUAAACGCAUGUUGUAACAGUUCUAUUAUAUUCAUUAAUAUCAGAAGGCUCGUUUCUAGA
This is a messenger RNA of Manihot esculenta (cassava), 2003 nucleotides long. RefSeq names its product putative transferase At4g12130, mitochondrial. The record is from RefSeq and is a predicted model, not a curated record. Gene Ontology annotation, molecular function: protein binding. Gene Ontology annotation, cellular component: mitochondrial matrix. Bases 609 to 1790 code for a protein of 393 amino acids. The transcript is spliced from 5 exons. Lineage: Eukaryota; Viridiplantae; Streptophyta; Magnoliopsida; Malpighiales; Euphorbiaceae.